AUGGACAACAAAUUUGAAGCAUUCGAAAGAUGUUUCAAGAUGUCAAUUAAUGCUACACAGUCUGAAUCACUAGAAUGUUUACGAGUCAAGAAAGAUAGACAUAAACAAUUAGAGUUUAAAAUCGCAAUAGAAAUGGUAACUAAAUUUGAGAUGCUGGUACAAUUAAAAUCCGAUUUGGAAAUAUUAGACGAUUUAUUCAAAAGUCAUGAUAGUAAAGUGAAAGCAAAAAAAUGCUGUGAAGUGGUCAAUAAAGUUAUUACAAUUGUAAUCAAACGCAUCAACGAUUUGUGGAAUACUAUGUUUUUACUUUUCACCAUCAAUGUUGAACUUGAAGAAUUUUUAGACCCUAUACACACCAAUAGAAUGUCUAGCGGAGUCAAAUUCAGCAGUAAUAAUGUUAGGUACAAAAAUAUCAUUAGCAAAGUUGGGAUACUUUCAACUCAAGAAGGUACAAUUUUUGAUUUUGCCUCUUCUGAUUUUAUCAAAAUUCUUCAAACAACAGCGUUUGUCGACAAAACACUGAUGAUAAAAGAAUUAUUUCAAAAUAAAGAAUUCAAAAAAACAGUAAUCACGGCUCCCCGGAAAUAUGGAAAAUCAACAAAUCUAACUAUGCUGAAAUACUUUUUGGAAAUUCAGGUGGACUCUCUCGGAAAACCACUUACAAAGGCAAAUGCUGAUAAACCAAUUACAGACACAAGUCAUUUUGAGGUAUUUAAAGAACUUAAGAUAGGCAAAGUAACUGAUAUUAUGCAUGAUCAUUUUGGGAAAUACCCAGUUAUGUAUGUGAAUUUCAAAGUAGAAAUGUAUAUAAAAACUUACGCCUGUGUUAUUGAAACAUGUAAAAAAGUAAUUCACAAAGCCUUUCAAUCACAUAAUUAUUUACAAAAAAGUUCUAAAUUGGAUAUUAGAGAGAAAAAAUUAUGUAAAUUGUGGUGUGGUGAUGCAAGUUACAAGACGAUUACAAAUAUAAAUGACAUUUGUAUUGGUUUUGAGUCAUUGAGUAAAUGUUUAACAAAGCAUUAUAAUAAGCCAUGUUUCGUUCUAAUCGAUGAACCCGAAUUUUUAACAUUGGUUUCAAUAGCACAUACUUUGUUCGAAGAUUAUAAACGUAUUUCUUUUUUUAUAAGCCAAUGUUUAUUAUUUUUAACAAACGAAGAAUUUGUUGUUAGAGCAUUUGUGACUGGUAAAUCUGGUUAUGCUAUUGGUAGAAUAGUGUCUUCAUGUAUAAAAAUACAACCGUUCUCUGAGUUUCAUGAGUUCACUGAUUAUUAUGGAUUAACUAUAAAUGAGUUGGAAUAUCUUUUCGAAAAACCGGAAUUUGAUGCUGUGACAGUGACAAUAAAUGAAGUAAAGGCUUAUUAUGGUUCAUAUAAUAAAAUUGAUCAACUUUCAAAAAAGAAGAAGGAGAUAUAUUGCAUUUGGUCAAUUUUAAAUGUUUUAAAAUGUAAAAGACUUGACAACUUUUGGCGGGACUUUGGAUCUAUUUUUUGUAAUUUUUCGAAUCCAACUAUCAAAGACGCAAUGCAAGUAUUAUUGAUUAAUGAACCUAAUAUGGUUAUGGUACACGAUACAACAAAACCAAAAACUUAUAUAGAUACUCCUCCUUCAAUUAUUGCAGCAUCUGGAAACCCUACUGAGAACUCACUAGAUUUUUUUUUCAAUCUCUUGUUGGAGAUAGGCUACUUAACCUAUGAUUCAGCUGUAGUACAAGUCUUAGACUUGUAUAAUAGUAAAAACACUUGUAUGUAUGUAAAAAUACCAAAUGAGGAGGUUAGAGAAGAUAUUAAAAAAAAAAUAUCAUUGCUCUCUUAA
Molecule: messenger RNA, 1812 nt
Organism: Metopolophium dirhodum (rose-grain aphid)
Lineage: Eukaryota; Metazoa; Arthropoda; Insecta; Hemiptera; Aphididae
Exons: 5
Coding region: 1-1812 (603 amino acids)
Source: RefSeq, a predicted model, not a curated record